AUGUUCAUUAGAGAAGUGAAUAGAGAAAGCACGGCAAAUGUAAAUUGUAAAGGAGCAAAUAUUUUGUGUCUUUUAUGCAACUGUGAAAGCACUGUUGUAUCCCGAAGAAAUAGCAAGUGGAUAAGUCUGUGCUAUGUGGAGGUGCUGGAGGUAUCUAAAGAUAGGGCGUAUCCAGCAUGCUCCCACUGCAAGAAUGCACUUCCACAUGAGUUUACAAUUUGCAGAAAGUGCAGGCAUAUCAUACACAAGCCGAAUACAGAGUGUGAGGAGUGCAGAUAG
Messenger RNA from Nematocida major, 279 nucleotides. RefSeq lists its product as uncharacterized. The record is from RefSeq and is a predicted model, not a curated record. The coding region runs from base 1 to 279 and encodes 92 amino acids. The transcript has a single exon. NCBI's taxonomy places the organism in Eukaryota, Fungi, Microsporidia.